Phragmites australis (common reed) is the source of this 1035-nucleotide messenger RNA. Its product is annotated as probable 3-beta-hydroxysteroid-Delta(8),Delta(7)-isomerase. Gene Ontology annotation, molecular function: C-8 sterol isomerase activity; steroid Delta-isomerase activity; cholestenol delta-isomerase activity. Gene Ontology annotation, biological process: sterol biosynthetic process. Gene Ontology annotation, cellular component: membrane; endoplasmic reticulum. Bases 163 to 807 code for a protein of 214 amino acids. The record is from RefSeq and is a predicted model, not a curated record. NCBI's taxonomy places the organism in Eukaryota, Viridiplantae, Streptophyta, Magnoliopsida, Poales, Poaceae. The transcript is spliced from 4 exons.
AAACGCCGUCCUGUGCUCGUCUCGUGCAGUCGUGCUUCGCAUUAGUAUAAACCAGCCUGCUGCCGCUUGCUACUGUUGCAGAGACUCUAUCCAGAUCGGCGGUAAGGCCGAGGAGAAGAUCGAGCAGGCGGCAAGGCCGAGGAGAAGAUCGAACAGACGGCAAUGGGUCACCCUUACGCGCCAGCGGAGCUGCAACUCCCAGGGUUCGUGCCGCUGCAGCUGUCGCAGGGCGAGAUCCUCGUGCCCUACCUAGGCACCUCCCUCUUCGUCAUCCUCGCCGUCUGGCUCAUCUCCGGAAGAUGUGGCAGAUUAUCCAAGACCGAUCGUCUGCUCAUGUGCUGGUGGGCGUUCACCGGGUUGACCCACAUCAUCAUCGAGGGAACCUUCGUCUUCACCCCUCAUUUCUUCAAGAGGGAGAACCCCAAUUACUUCGAUGAAGUUUGGAAAGAGUACAGCAAAGGCGACUCCAGGUAUGUCGCUAGGGACACGGCAACUUUGACAGUUGAAGGAAUCACCGCUGUAUUGGAAGGCCCUGCAUCACUGCUUGCAGUCUAUGCCAUUGCAUCUCGGAAGUCUUACAGCCAUAUUCUCCAGUUCACCGUCUGUUUGGGUCAGCUCUAUGGAUGCUUGGUUUACUUCAUUACUGCAUACUUAGAUGGCUUCAAUUUCUGGGCCAGUCCAUUCUACUUCUGGGCUUACUUCAUUGGCGCAAACAGUUCGUGGGUUGUGAUACCAAUACUCAUCGCCAUAAGAUGCUGGAAGAAAAUCUGCGCGGCGGUUCAAGUUGAAAAGGUGAAGACUAAAUAAAAGCUGCCAUAACCACCAUUUGAUUGGAACUAAUACAUAUUGUACUCUGGACAACAUCGUUUGUUCUUGGCACUGAAAUUCUUGUGUUCGUGCUGAAAACUGCUUGUUCCCUUUGCUCAAACAAUAAUGCAGGAAAAUUGCUUUUGUUCUCUUGUUAAAUAGGGUUGCUGCUUAUUCCUUUGAAAUAAAAGUAUUGGCACCAUGAACUGCCUUGCAACUUUUUGUGUA